Messenger RNA from Bipolaris oryzae ATCC 44560, 594 nucleotides. RefSeq lists its product as uncharacterized. NCBI's taxonomy places the organism in Eukaryota, Fungi, Ascomycota, Dothideomycetes, Pleosporales, Pleosporaceae. The transcript has 4 exons. The record is from RefSeq and is a predicted model, not a curated record. The coding region runs from base 1 to 594 and encodes 197 amino acids.
AUGUGUCCUACAACGAGUUCUCGUGCUUGGAAAGAUAACCACCCCUGUCCAGAGGCCAAUCAACCACCGAUCAUGCCAGACUUCUGGUAUUCGACUUAUAAAGAAUUUCUCAAUCCAUUGCAUGUGAACCCAAACAUCUCCGAGUACGACAUUGAUGACAAUAAGCCCACUCUAGAUUCAAGCCGGUUUAAUUUCGUAGAAGGUGGAGUUGGUACUACAGGACAAGGAGUACUACCUGAAGGCGACGGAUCAUCAGGAUCCACGAUCCACGCCCCAAUGGCUAUGACGAAAGGAUAUAAAAAGGGCCAAACUAUUCCUGUGAUUGACAAAAAAUGGUCGGAGCAAAGCGUCACGCAUUCUGCACUCCAAACUAGCCCCCGAAAACAUGCUAAAAAGGAUUUUAGUUUGAGUGGUAUCCAACUAGAUAAUCGAGGAAUGAUAAUAGCCCUGUUAUUAGAAAAUGAUCCUAAUUUGGCUCCUGCUGGCUACAGGUUUGGUCCAGGCCAAGCUACAACCUGGAGAUUUGGCAUCGAUCAUCGAUCUUACGACCACAAUACGAGCGACAUGACCACCUCAAUACUAAAGAUAGACUAA